AUGGAUGACAAUUUGUCCAGUGAGGCUUCAUCCACAAGUACAACAGACACUGAAGAGAGUACAACGGAAUCAGAAACUACAUCAGAGGGUGCAGGAAAAACAACAGCAGAAACGGAAACCAUGACAGGAGGUUCAGAUAGCACAACUGCUGAAACAGAAACAACAACAGGAGGUUCUGACAACACAACAGCUGACACAGAAACAACAACAGGAGGUGCAGACAGCACAACAGCGAAAACAGAAGCAACAACAGGAAGUUCUGACAACACAACAGUUGACACAGAAACAUCAACAGUAGGUUCUGACAACACAACAGUUGACACAGAAACAUCAACAGGAGGUGCAGACAGCACAACAGCUGAAACAGAAACAACAACAGAAGGUGCAGCCAGCACAACCCAACCUCAAACAACAAUAGAAGCUUUAAUCAGCACAACCGCAGAAACUGAAACAAUAACAGAAGCAGCGGCUGUCACAACAAAAGUUGUAGGCCAUACAACAAUAGAAGCAUCCGCAACAACAACUGCCCAAGAUGCAGCCACCACAACAAAAGGAGAAGCUUCAGAUACAACUACUGCCAAAGAUGAAGUCAGCACAACAAAAGAAGCUUCAGCCACAACAACCAUCCAAACUGCAGCAACAACAAUAGAAGCUGUAGAUUCAACCAUUUCUCAAGCUACAGUCACCACAACAAAAGAAGCCGCAGAUACAACUACUUCCCAAAAUGCACUCACUACAACAAUGGAAGAUGCAGAUACAACCACUGCCAAAGCUGCAGCAACCACAACAGUAGAAGCUGCAGAUACAACCAUUUCUCAAGCUACAGUCACCACAACAAUAGAAGAUACAGAUACAACAACUUACAAGGCUGCAGCCACCACAACAGUAGAAGCUGGAGAUACAACAGGUGUCCAAGCUGCAGCUACCACAACAAUCGAAGAUUCAGCCAAAACAACCACCCAACCUGCAGCCACACCAACAAAAGAAACUGCAGAUACAACAACAUCCCAAGCUGCAGCCACCACAACAAUAGAAGCUGCAGAUUCAACAACUGUCCAAGCUGCAGCCAUCACAACAAUCGAAGAUUCGGCCACAACAACUACCCAUCCUGCAGCUACUCCAACAAUAAAAGCUUCAGAUACAACCACUUCGCAAGCUGCAGUCACCUCAACAGCGGCAGCGAUAGUUGCAGAAGGCACAACAAGUGGAGAUAUGACAACCUCAAAAGCUGCAACCAGCGCAACAACGGACGAUACAGAGACAACAUCUACAAAACAAGCUGAAGUUACAACAGAAACUCUAACAAUAACAACAUUACCAUCCACAACCACAGAGGAUGUCUGUGCUAACAUCAGUUGUCAAAAUGGUGGAGUUUGUGUUCGAAGGAAUGAUGAGGGCCUUUGUCAGUGCAAUGGAAACUAUACAGGAAGCACAUGUCAAUAUGCUGUUCCAAGCUACACUUCAUGGUCUGUUUGGGGUGCCUGUGACCAGACUUGUGGGGAUGGUCUCCAAACAAGAACCAGAAACUGUACUGACGUCACGGGCGCAGACCGUGACUGGGAUUGUGGGAAUGAACUGAAGGAAGAGAAAGCAUGUAAUGGGCUACAAGCAUGUGUUGUGUCUUCUAAUCCGUGUGAUGCUGCCAUCAAUCCCUGUGCGUCUGAUGGAGUGACACAUACUUGUAGGGUCCAGCGUGAUGGAUCGUUCAAAUGCUCGUGUGAAAAUGGUUUUAUCAAUGAUGCUAAUGGGGUGUACUGUGUAAAUGAAGAUGAAUGUAUGAGGUCGAAUAAUGACUGUAAAGAUAUUUAUGCAAAAACAUUUAAAGUGGGCGUGUCUGGGUGUAGGGACACUGUUGGGAGCUAUGACUGUACAUGUUCCAGUGGAUUUACUUACAACAGUACAACCAGAGCAUGUAGUGAUUUUGAUGAGUGUGACAGCAGUAGUUUAAACAACUGUGACAUUGCACCCAGAGCUACCUGUACUAACACACCUGGUAGUUUUACCUGUGCUUGUAAAUCAGGAUACACAGGUGAAGGAACCACAGGGACAUGCAAAGAGAAUAGAUUGCUCAGUUUUACUGGCCAUACAAACCUGUCAUCAGCAGCCUAUUCUGCGUACUUCUUUCCACAAUAUGCCAUUCCUGUUGGAAAUUUCCUGUAUCCUUCAUUUUAUUUCACCAGAGGAGGGUUAUUGCUGUUCUCCACUGUCACCAGUGUCAAAGAGAGUACAGGAACAAGGAGACUGUUCACCAAUCCUUCCACGUUCUCCUUGGAUUCAUCAUUCCAAGAAAAGGCAGCAUUUGCUCCAUGGUGGUCCAACAUGGUUGUGGGGUCAGACAGUGAGAGCGGUGUAUAUUAUAAGGAAUAUUCUUCCGAUGAUACAACUGAAAACAAUUUUAUGUUGGCACAGAGAAAUGAUUUCAAUGCAAGUUUUGUUGGAUUUAGCAUGUCUCCUCCAAAGUAUAUGAUUGUGAUAACAUGGAACAAAAUGGAACGGAGUAAAACUCCACCGAGUCCAUCUCAGACUGUAACUUUCCAGUUGGUGAUGUUAUCAGAUUAUGAGAACACCUAUAUUAAGGUCAUAUAUAAUGACAGAGAAAUGACGUGGGACGUUCUGAACUCAGUGAGUAACUACCCAGUGAGGAUUGGACUCUUGAAGCAGAAUGAAACUGUUGAAGAAUAUCCUCAGUCUUAUCUGGAUCUGCUCUCUAAAUCAGAUGACAAAGAUAAGAUACAGAAGAUUGAUGAAGUUAUUCCUACAGGGCUUGUUGGAGCUGUAGAGUGGGAUAAAAAAGGUUUUGCAUAUUAUCGUAUCUCCAAGUCAGGUGGAUCAACCUCACAUCCAGGGCUACAAUGUAGUGCAUAUAUCGAAACUCAGAGAACUCGACAACAGACCUCACAGUACUCAGUUGUGACAGCAGAUGUCAGCAAAUGUCCCCCAACUUUAUUGCAAAUGACUGACUACUUUGCAAACUUCACGAGUGCAGGGAUUCCCACCACCAUGACAUGCUACGCCAAGCAGAAAGCUCUGUCUUCAACAGCUUCAGAUCAACAAAGUCAACGUUGUUGCUACGACAACAGUAACAAAGGGUUGAUAACUGAUUCCACCAUUGCUAAAGGAUAUAACACAUAUAUGAUUGGUCAGCCGACAUCAGAAGUACAAAUUGCAGCAGAUCAGAAUUUUGGCACUUGUUGUAAUGCAGAAAACAGUUACGCCUCAAAAAUAGAUCUUUGUGACAAGUUCUUGGAAGUGUUACCUGUGUGUUCCUCCGACAAUUUUGUGGCCAGUGGAGCAGGUGAUCCCCAUUUAACAACACUUGAUGGGUUAUCCUUCACAUUCAAUGGACAUGGAGAAUUUAUUCUACUCCAAGCAUCUGAUGUAGAAGUUCAAGGACGAUUUUCACCUCAGAGAAAUCCUGCUGGUGUUAAGAGUGCCACCUACAUUAGUGCUGUAGCCGGACAACAGUCCAGUCCUAUUAGUGAUAAAGUGGAAUUCAGACUGAACUCAGGAAAAAAUAACACAGAAAUUCUCAAAAACGGUGUUCUCCAAUCCGUGGAUUUGUCAUCAGGAGCCGUAGAUUGGAAUGAGGUCUCCAUAACUAAGUCAGUUAGCAGCCAAAACAUACCCACCUGGAAAAUGAUUUUUAGCGGCGGACUAACAGCCGGUAUACAACUUAAUAAUCAGAUGUUUCAGCUUGUUAUUGAAGCCGCUUCCAAUUAUCGCAGUAAUUUCAAAGGACUGUUGGGUAAUUUUGAUGGUCAGACAAGUAAUGAUUUCACCUCACCUAACGGAACAAUCACACCAUCAUCCUCUGUGGAAAGUGACAUCUAUACAUAUGGAGUUGAGUGGCAAAACAAUGCCAGCGACACUCUAUUUACAUAUAAUGGAGGAGACAACAAUACCGCCUGGUCAAGCCACAUAGAUUCUUCUUAUACCCCUGUCUUCUUCAAUGCUGACCUGACUGUCAUGUUUACAAAUGCCUCAAAAAGAGCUACAGCCAUCAGUACCUGUAACAAUGGAGAAAGCACUGAUUCUGAUCCAGAAAAACGCAGGGAGUGUUACUUUGACUUCAAGGUCACUGAAAACGCUGCCCUGGCCUCUUCAACUUCUGACACCAAGACUGCUUUGGUGGAAACACAGUCCACUCUUGCCAACUAUCCACCGGAGAUAAAGAAUGGCAAUGUUACAAUAGAGGUAUCAGUUGGCGGAAACUUCACACUACAACUUAUUGCUGAGGAUCAAAAUGGAGGGGAUACCAUCUCCUUGUUUCUUAAUAGUGAUACUCCAUCUGGACUUAGUGUGGAUAAUACAACAAAAAUACUGACUUGGAGUGAAGUUCAAGACAGCAACUCCAUGUCAAUCCAGAUCACAGCAUCAGACGGAAAGGCUCAGUCGCUGUGGACACCAAAAAUUAAACUUUGCAAAUGUCAGAAUGGUGCUACCUGUGGCUUCAAUGUAGACAGUAGUGACCAGUUUUAUAUUGUCCCCUGUACCUGUGUAACUGGUUAUGAUGGAGACUUCUGUCAGAAUGACAUGGAUGGUUGUGCGGCCAGUCCUUGUUUUCCUGGAGUGACUUGUUCUGAUGUUCUGGCUCGUGAUCUAGCAACUACUCCAGACGGAUUCCAGUGUGGCUCGUGUCCCACUCAUCUAGUUGGCAAUGGAACCAACUGUUCAGACAAGGAUGAAUGUGUGGAAAACCAGCCUCCUCUUUGUAGCCAGAAUUGUACAAACAUUGCUAAUGGCUACACCUGCUCCUGUGUUAGUGGCUAUAUUUUGGGCAGUGAUCACAGUACUUGUCAAGACAUAGAUGAAUGUUUGAUAAAGACGGACAAAUGUGAUGCUGCGACCACAGUUUGUAAUAAUACUGUGGGUUCUUACACGUGUGACUGUAAAACGGGCUUCAGCACUGAUACAACCUAUGCAUGUACAGAUAUCAAUGAAUGCUCCUCCAACCCCUGCCCGGUCAAUUCCAGGUGCGAGAACACUGUGAGCAGUUACACUUGUACCUGUAACUUUGGAUAUGAAAAGAACACACAGACCAAUACAUGUGAAGACAGAGAUGAGUGUGCGGGAUCCAACAAUUGUCAACAGAAGUGUGUAGAUGGUGUGGGGACCUACACAUGUUCCUGUAACACGGGGUACCGUCUCAAUGAGACCGAUUUAGUCAGCUGUUUACCUGAAAAUGAGUGUACAGCAAUCAAGAAAUCAACCUGUGAUGGAGGAAGUGGUCGAGCUUCAUGUGCCGUGUCUAAUGGAGACGUCCUAUGUUCUUGUCCCUCUGGUUACGCACUCAAUGGAACAAAUUACUGUAUUGAUAUUGACGAAUGUAGCACUGGAGCUGAUAAUUGUGUGAAGACAAAGAGUGACUGUAUCAACUUACAGCGUGGCUUUAACUGUCAAUGUAAAUCUGGAUACAAAGCACUUAGUGCUUUCGUCUGUGCAGAUAUUGAUGAAUGUGCAUCAUCCAGCAACAACAGUUGUAUCAGCCCUGCCACCUGUACAAACAAUGAGGGAGGAUACCUUUGUGUGUGCCCCUCAGGUUAUGUCUCCUCCGGUCAAUAUAGCUGUAAUGACAUUAAUGAAUGUGCCUCUGCUGCUACACAUGCAUGUGAUAAAAAUUACGGAGAGUGUAGUAAUACACCCGGUAGGUACACCUGUACCUGUAACAAAGGGUUUACUGGAAAUGGAUAUGUAUGUGCAGAUUUGAACGAGUGUGCAUCAAGUACAACUAACAACUGUACCCAGAUCUGUUUUAACAGUAUUGGAAGCUAUACCUGUUCCUGUCUAAAUGGGUACCAGCUCGACGCAGACAAAAUCACCUGUAAUGAUGUGAAUGAAUGUAAUGACACUUCUGCUAAUGGUUGUUAUAGCAACAGCUAUUGUACUAACACGGUGGGAAGCUAUACAUGUUCCUGUCCUAUUGAUUACCGACUUAAAGGCGACGGAAAAACUUGUCAGUCCAUUUACCAGUGUGCAGCCAAUCAUGGAUGUAGCCAUACCUGUGGCAGAAAAAACAAUAUAGACACCUGUUCUUGUCCUACUGGUAUGGAAUUGGAUAACACAAAUAAAACCUGUGUGGACACAAAUGAAUGUGCUUCUCUAUCCACCAACCUGUGCAGAUUGGUAAACAAUGUGGUUUGUUUGGACACCAACGGUUCUUAUGUCUGUAACUGUGUCAACAGCUCCUAUGUUAAAACCCAGGCCACUGUCUGUGUCGAUGCUGAUGAAUGUGUACUAGGCACUGCCAACUGUCCUGCUAACUCUAGAUGUGUAAAUCAGAACCCUGGCUAUGAGUGCCAAUGUUUGACAGGUUACUCCAAAUUAGGAGCCAUUUGUCAAGAUAUCAACGAGUGUAAUCAAGCCAAUGACUGUAAUAAAACCUUGGGUGUUUGUGCCAACACUGCAGGAGGAUACACAUGUGCUUGUAAAUCAGGAUACGCGGGAGAUGGAAGAACUUGUAUUGAUGUGGAUGAGUGUUCUCUCAACACCCAUAACUGUGACAGUCGUGUAGCAAGACGAAUCUGUACAAACACUCCAGGGAGCUUUACUUGUGGAUGUAUUAGUGGUUACCAACUAGCUGGGGAUCAGAGAACAUGCAAUGAUGUGGAUGAAUGUACAGGAAAUCAUGGCUGUUCACAAAUAUGUCAGAACAAAGAUGGUGGAUAUGACUGUGCCUGUCAAACUGGAUACAGACUUGAAGCUGACCAGAGGACCUGUGUGGUUGAAAUUGAGUGUGGAGCAGCCAAAAAAGCAACAUGUCAGAAUCGAAUGUGUGCCAAAGUGAAUGGUACUGAUACCUGCCAGUGCCCCUCAGGAUACCAGUUGGCAGGAGAUGGAACCAUAUGUAAUGACAUUGAUGAAUGCCUAAGAAAGCCGUGUUAUGCUACAAACAGUAACUGUACCAACACUGAAGGGGGAUACAAUUGUAGCUGUACAAAUGGCUACAUUUUAGGACCUAAUAAUGUGUGUAAAGACCGUAAUGGUGGUCUUUCAAACUGGACUCCAUGGGGAAGCUGUUCAAAGACUUGUGGCAGUGGGACCCAAACACGGAACCGUGCAUGUAACAACCCCACCCGUAAAAGAUUUGGAGCGGACUGUGUAGGGCCACUGACAGAAAGCCAGGACUGUAAUACACAAUUAUGCCCUCCAACAUCAACACAAACUCCAACCACAACUUCACAUGCUGCAACAACAACACAAACACCAACUGCAACAACUAAGUCUCCAAUCACAACAACAGAGGUCGCAGACACAACAAAUGCGGUAACCGAAACCACACAAGCUCAAACUUCAACAACACAAGCUCCAACUACAACCAUUUACACUGCAGCAACAUCAACACAGCCUUCAACAGCAAAUCCUGCAACAACAUCAACACAGCCUUCAAGUACAACAUCAACACAAUCUUCAACCACAACAACACAGGCUGCAACAACAACAACACAAGCACCAACCACAACUACACAGGAUGUAUGUGCUAACAUCAGUUGUCAAAAUGGUGGAGUUUGUGUCCGAGGGAGUGGUUGUCAGUGCAAUGGGAACUAUACAGGAAACACAUGUCAGUAUGCCAUACCAAGCUACACUUCAUGGUCUGUUUGGGGUGCCUGUGAUUCGGAUUGUGGAGAUGGGCUCCAAACAAGGACACGUAACUGUACUGAUUUCACAGGAGCAGAGAGGGGAGGGGAUUGUGGGAAUGAACUGAAACAGGAAAAGGCGUGCGUUGGUUUACCAGCGUGUAUUGUAACCACCAAUCCAUGUGACGCAAUCCCUGAUCCAUGCGAAGCUGAUGGAGUGACACAUACCUGUAGAGUCCAGUCUGGUGGAACAUUUAAAUGUUCCUGUCUAACUGGCUUUGUCAAUGAAGGAGUGUACUGUGUCAAUGAUAAUGAAUGUAAUCAUGACAAUAAUGACUGUAAAGACAUUAAUACAAAAACAUUCAAAGUGGGCGUGUCUGGGUGUAGGGACACUGUUGGGAGCUAUGAUUGUACAUGUUCCAGUGGAUUUACUUACAACAGUACAACCAGAAUAUGUAGUGAUGUUAAUGAGUGUGACAGCAGUAGUUUAAACAACUGUGACAUUGCAUCCAGAGCUACCUGUACUAACACACCUGGUAGUUUUACCUGUGCUUGUAAAUCUGGAUACACAGGUGAAGGAAACACAGGGACAUGCAAAGAGAAUAGAUUGCUCAGUUUUACUGGCCAUACAAACCUGUCAUCAGAUGCCUAUUCUGGGUACUUCUUUCCACAAUAUGCCAUUCCUGUUGGAAAUUUCCUGUAUCCCUCAUUUUAUUUCACGAGAGGAGGGUUACUGUUGUUCUCCACUGUCACCAGUGACACAGAGAGUACAGGAACAAGGAGACUGUUCACCAAUCCUUCCACGUUCUCCUUGGAUUCAUCAUUCCAAGAAAAGGCAGCAUUUGCUCCUUGGUGGUCCAACAUGGCCGUGGGAUCAGAUGACAGUGCCAGUGGUGUUUAUUACAAGGAGUACUCCUCUAAUGCUACAGCUGAAAACAAUUUGAUGUUGGCACAAAAAAAUGAUUUCAAUGCAAAUUUUGCUGGAUUUAGCAUGUCUGCUCCAAAGUAUAUGAUUGUGAUUACAUGGUACAAGAUGGAACUGAGCAAAACUCCAGCAAGUCCAUCUCAGACUGUAACUUUCCAGUUGGUGAUGUUAUCAGAUUAUGAGAACACCUAUAUCAAGGUCAUAUAUAAUGACAGAGAAAUGACGUGGGACGUUCUGAACUCAGUGGGUAACUACCCAGUGAGGAUUGGACUCUUGAAGCAGAAUGAAACUGUUGAAGAAUAUCCUCAGUCUUAUCUGGAUCUGCUCUCUAAAUCUGAUGACAAAGAUAAGAUACAGAAGAUUGAUGAAGUUAUUCCUACAGGGCUUGUUGGAGCUGUAGAAUGGAGCAGAAAAGGUUUUGCAUAUUAUCGAAUCUCCAAGUCCGGAGGAUUUACCUCUCAUCCAGGUCUACAAUGUAGUGCAUAUAUCGAAACUCAGAGAACUCGACAACAGACCCCACAGUACUCAGUUGUGAUAGCAGAUGUCAGCAAAUGUCCCCCUACUUUACUGCAAAUGACUGAUUACUUUGUGAAAUUCACAAGUGCAGGUAUUCCAAGCACCAUGACAUGCUACGCCAAGCGGAAAGCUUUGUCUUCAACAGCCUCAGAUCAACGAAGUCAACGAUGUUGCUAUGACAACAGUAACAAAGGGUUGAUAACUGAUUCCGCUCUUACCAAUGGAUUUAAUACUUACAUGAUUGGUCAGCCGACAUCACAAGUGCAAAUUGCAGCAGAUCAGAAUUACGGCACUUGUUGCAAUGCAGAAAACAGUUACGCCUCAAAAACAGAUCUUUGUGACAAGUUCUUGGAGCUGUUACCUGAGUGUUCUUCGGAUAACUUUGUGGCCAGUGGAGCAGGCGGAGCGUUAGGAGAUCCCCAUUUAACAACACUCGACGGUUUAUCCUUCACAUUCAAUGGACAUGGAGAAUUUAUUCUACUCCAAGCAUCUGAUGUAGAAGUUCAAGGACGAUUUUCACCUCAGAGAAAUGCUGCUGGUGUGAAGAGUGCCACCUACAUUAGUGGUGUAGCAGGACAACAGUCCAGUCCGAGUAGUGAUAAAAUAGAAUUCAGAUUAAAUUCUGGAAAAACUGACACAGAAAUCUUGAAAAAUGGUGUCCUCCAAUCUGUGGAUUUGUCAACAGGAGCCAUAGAUUGGAACGAGGUUUCCAUAACUAAGUCAGUUAGCAGCCAAAACAUAUCCACCUGGAAAAUGAUUUUUAGUGGUGGACUUACAGCAGGUGUACAACUUAAUAAUCAGAUGUUUCAGCUUGUUGUUGAAGCCUCUUCCAGUUAUCGCAAUAAUUUCAAAGGACUGUUGGGUAAUUUUGAUGGUCAGACAAGUAAUGAUUUUACCUCACCUAACGGAACCAUCACACCAUCAUCCUCUGUCGAAAGUGACAUCUAUACCUAUGGAGUUGAGUGGCAGAACAAUGCCAGCAACACUCUAUUUACAUAUGAUGGAGGUGACAACAAUACCGCCUGGUCCAGCCACAUAGAUUCUUCUUAUACCCCAGUCUUCUUCAAUGCUGACCUGACAGUCAUGUUUACAAAUGCUUCCAAAAGAGCUGCAGCCAUCAGUACCUGUAACAAUGGAGAAAGUACGGAUUCUGAUCCAGAAAAACGCAGGGAGUGUUACUUUGACUUCAAGGUCACUGAAAACGCUGCUCUGGCCUCUUCAACUUCUGACACCAAGACUGCUUUGGUGGAAACACAGUCCACUCUUGCCAACUAUCCACCCGAGAUAAAGAAUGGCAAUGUCACAAUAGAGGUAACAGUUGGUGGGAACUUCACACUACAACUUAUUGCUGAGGAUCAAAAUGCAGGGGAUACCAUCUCCUUUUUCCUAAAUAGUGAUGCUCCAUCUGGACUUAGUGUGGAUAAUACAACAAAAAUACUGACCUGGAGUGAAGUUCCAGACAGCAACUCCAUGUCAAUCCAGAUCACAGCAUCAGACGGAAAGGCUCAGUCUCUGUGGACACCAAAAAUUAAACUUUGCAAAUGUCAGAAUGGUGCUACCUGUGGCUUCAAUGUAGACAGUAGUGAUCAGUUUUAUAUUGUCCCCUGUACCUGUGUGAAUGGGUACGAUGGAGACUUCUGUCAGAAUGACAUGGAUGGUUGUGCAGCCAGUCCUUGUUUUCCUGGAGUGGCUUGUUCUGAUGUUCUGGCUCGUGAUCUAACAACUACUCCAGCUGGAUUCCAGUGUGGCUCUUGUCCCACACAUCUGGUCGGAAAUGGAAUCAGCUGCUCAGACAAAGAUGAAUGUGUGGUAAACAAGCCUCCUCCUUGUAGCCAGAACUGUACAAACAUUGCUAAUGGCUACACCUGCUCCUGUGUUACUGGCUAUAUUUUGGGCAGUGAUAGCAGUACUUGUCAAGACAUUGAUGAAUGUUUGAUAAAGACCGACAGAUGUGAUGCUGCCACCACAGUUUGUAAUAAUACUGUGGGUUCUUACACGUGUGACUGUAAAACAGGCUUCACCACAGAUACGACAUAUGCAUGUACAGACAUCAAUGAAUGUUCCACAAACCCAUGCCCUGCUAACUCUAGAUGUCAGAAUACAGUGGGCAGUUAUAUUUGUGCCUGUAAUUUUGGAUACGAGAAAAAUACACAGACAAAUACAUGUGAAGACAAAGAUGAGUGUGCGGGAUCCAACAAUUGUCAACAGAAGUGUGUAGAUGGUGUGGGGACUUACACAUGUUCCUGUAACACAGGUUACCGCCUAAAUGAGACAGAUUUAGUCAGCUGCUUACCUGAAAAUGAGUGCACAGCAAUCCAGAAAGCAACCUGUGAUGGAGGAAGCGGUCGAGCUUCAUGUGCCGUGUCUAAUGGAGACGUCCUAUGUUCUUGUCCCUCUGGUUACGCACUCAAUGGAACAAAUUACUGUAUUGAUAUUGAUGAGUGCAGCACUGGAGCUGAUAAUUGUGUGAAAACAAAGAGUGACUGUGUCAACUUACAGGGUGGCUUUAAGUGUCAAUGUAAAUCUGGAUAUAAAGCACUUAGUGCUCUUGUCUGUACAGAUUUUGAUGAAUGUGCAUCAUCCAGCAACAACAGUUGUACAAGCCCUGCCACCUGUACAAACAAUGAGGGAGGGUACACUUGUGUGUGCCCCUCGGGUUAUGUCUCCUCCGGUCAAUAUAGCUGUAGUGACAUCAAUGAAUGUGCCUCUGCUGCUACACAUGCCUGUGAUAAAGAGUACGGAGAGUGCAGUAAUACCCCCGGUGGGUACACCUGUACCUGUAACAAAGGGUUUACUGGUAACGGAUAUGUAUGUGCAGAUUUGAAUGAGUGUGCAUCAAGUUCAACAAACAACUGUACCCAGACCUGUUCUAACAGUAUUGGAAGCUAUACAUGUUCCUGUCUUAAUGGCUAUCUGCUAGACGCAGACAAAAUCACAUGUAAUGAUGUGAAUGAAUGCAAUGAUACUUCUGCUAAUGGUUGUUAUAGCAACAGAUAUUGUACUAACACUGUGGGAAGUUAUACGUGUUCCUGUCCUAGUGAUUACCGACUUAAAGGCGACGGGAAAACUUGUGAAUCCAUUUACCAGUGUGCAGCCAACCAUGGAUGUAGCCAUACCUGUGGCAAAAUAAACAAUGUAGACACCUGUUCAUGUCCUACUGGUAUGGAAUUGGAUAACACAAAUAAAACCUGCGUGGAUACAAAUGAAUGUGCUUCUCAAUCCACCAACCUAUGCAGACUGGUAAACAAUGUGGUUUGUUUGGACACCAACGGUUCUUAUGUCUGUAAUUGUGUCAACAGCUCUUAUGUCAAAACCCAGGCCACUGUCUGUGUUGAUGCUGAUGAAUGUGUACUAGGCACUGCCAACUGUCCUGCUAACUCUAGAUGUGUAAAUCAGAACCCUGGCUAUGAGUGCCAGUGUUUGACUGGUUACUCCAAAUUCGGAGCCACUUGUCAAGACAUCAACGAGUGUAAUCAAGCUAAUGACUGUAACGAUACUUUGGGUAUUUGUACCAACACUGCAGGAGGGUACACGUGUGCUUGUAAAUCAGGAUACACAGGAGAUGGAAGAACUUGUAUUGAUGUGGAUGAGUGUUCUCUCAACACCCAUAACUGUGACAGUCGUGUAGCAAGACGAACAUGUACAAAUACUCCGGGGAGUUUUACAUGUGGAUGUAUUAGUGGUUACCAACUAGCUGGGGAUCAGAGAACAUGCAAUGAUGUGGAUGAAUGCACCGGAAAUCAUGGCUGUUCACAAUUAUGUCAGAACAAGGAUGGUGGAUAUGACUGUGCCUGUCAAACUGGAUACAGACUUGAAGCUGAUCAGAGGACCUGUGUGGUUGAAUCUGAGUGUGCACCAGCCAAGAAAGCAACAUGCCAGAAUCAAAUGUGUGCCAAAGUGAAUGGUACUGAUACCUGCCAGUGCCCCCCAGGAUACCAAUUAGCGGGAGAUGGAACCACGUGUAAUGAUGUUGAUGAAUGCCAAACAAAUCCUUGUUAUGCCACAAACAGUAACUGUACCAACAGAGCUGGGGGAUACAAUUGUAGCUGUACAAAUGGCUACAUUCUAGGACCUAAUAAUGUGUGUAAAGAUCGCAAUGGUGGUCUUUCUAACUGGUCUGCAUGGAGUAACUGUACAAAGCAAUGUGGCACUGGAUCCCAGACAAGAACAAGAUCUUGUAACAAUCCUACUCGUCAGGGCUCAGGGGCAGACUGCUCGGGGGCACUGUCACAGACCCAAGAUUGUAAUACAAACCUGUGUCCCCCUAAUGAAGUGGAAAAGAACUAUGGUAUUGUUCUACAGUUCAAAGGACUACCUGUGUCAUCAUUCACAACAACAGUGAGGGGACAAUUUAGAACAACAGUUGCUACUGGUAUCACCAAUUUCUGCAACAAAGACAAUGCAAACCUGAGACAAUGUUGUUCCAGUCAGUCUAGCUAUGUGCCAAGUACUGCAUCACCUUUGGCAUACACAACUGCAGAUAAGAUUGCUAUUGGAGAUGGCUAUCCACGAGAUGUUUCGGGAACAACCCAGAUUAUGCUCAUUGUGAAAUCUGACAGAAACAAUGCCCUUUGCUCGGCCAGUAAAAGACGCAGGAAGCGUGGCGUCAGUCUUGGUGGGAGUGAGAUAGCUAUUCCUCAGGCUGUGCUAGCAUCCAUCAUGAGUGAUCCUACUAUAUCACAAGCUGUUGUAUCAAACAUUAUCCAGACAGUUCAAGCUGAGACAGGCGUGGUCCUCAACAUCACAACAGAACCCAUUAAGCUUGUCACGAACACCACUAACGACCUAAUACCUAUUAUUUUUAUUACUCCUGUACAGGUUGCUGCUUCUACACCAGGUGUUAGUGUGAAGGAGGGGGUCACAGAAGGCUGGGUUGUGGCCUUAGCUGUCAUCUUCAGUCUUAUUGGAAUUUUGAUCCUCCUAUUCAUUGUGUUUGUUAUCUUAGUUAGGGCAAACAUAAUUUUUAAAUUUCCUGAGGAUGGAAAAAAAUCGAAAGAAGAAGAUACAGAGUCUGAAGAGGAAAAAUCAGGUGACAGUGAAGGAGAAGACAAAACAUCUGAAGAAUCUCCAGAUAAAAAAGAAGAGAAAUCUGAAGACACUGAAGAUGAAAAGGAAGAGGAGAAAUCUGAGGACAUUGAAGAUGAAAAGGAAGAGAAAUCUAAGGAAGCCGAAGAUGAAAAGGAAGAGGAGAAAUCUGAGGGAACCGCAGAGGAAAAGGAAGAGGAGAAAUCUGAGGGAACCGCAGAGGAAAAGGAAGAGGAGAAAUCAGAAGAACAUGAUGAUAAAAAGGAGGAGAAAUCUGAUGAAUCUGACAAUGAAAAGGAAGAGGAAAAAUCUGCAGAGGAAAAAGAAGAGGAGGAAUCUGCAGGGGAGAAAGAAUCUGGGUAGGAAAAGGAGGAAAAUAAAUCUGAGGAAUCUGAAAAUGAAAAGAAGAAAGAAUAGUCUCCUGAUGUGAAAGCCAAAGAAUCAUACAAUUUCCUUUAAAGAAUGAGAUUUAGUGAUUUCACACUUGAACAUUUUGAUUUAUUAGAGCGGAUGCUUUUUUUUUUCUUUUC
This is a messenger RNA of Saccostrea echinata, 14570 nucleotides long. RefSeq names its product serine-rich adhesin for platelets-like. The record is from RefSeq and is a predicted model, not a curated record. NCBI's taxonomy places the organism in Eukaryota, Metazoa, Mollusca, Bivalvia, Ostreida, Ostreidae. The coding region runs from base 1 to 14403 and encodes 4800 amino acids. Gene Ontology annotation, biological process: cell-matrix adhesion. Gene Ontology annotation, cellular component: membrane. Gene Ontology annotation, molecular function: calcium ion binding. The transcript has 87 exons.